This is a messenger RNA of Sitophilus oryzae (rice weevil), 1613 nucleotides long. Its product is annotated as saccharopine dehydrogenase-like oxidoreductase. Bases 162 to 1460 code for a protein of 432 amino acids. NCBI's taxonomy places the organism in Eukaryota, Metazoa, Arthropoda, Insecta, Coleoptera, Curculionidae. The transcript is spliced from 7 exons. The record is from RefSeq and is a predicted model, not a curated record. Gene Ontology annotation, biological process: glycolipid biosynthetic process. Gene Ontology annotation, cellular component: plasma membrane; lipid droplet; mitochondrion.
ACUCAAUGUUUUUCAUUCAUUUAUUCCAUCAGCUCGUGCGAGGGACGAAACAGGUGUAAUUUAUCGAUUUAUGAAUGAUUAGUUGUCAGUAUAUACUACCAGAUUUUAUUCUGUAUCCUUUAGAAAUUGUUGUAGUAUAGAAAGUGUUUUAAAUUAGCGCUAUGGCUAAUCGUUUAGAUAUAGUUAUUUUUGGUGCAACUGGUUUUACAGGGCUUCACUGUAUUCCCUAUGUUGCAAAAUUAUCAAAGGCAAACGGUAGGAAUUUAAGUUGGGGAGUUGCAGGUAGAUCAGAAGAAAAACUUAAAAAAACACUGAAAGAACUAGGAGAAAAAAAUGGGGAUAAUUUUGAUUCCAUACCUAUCAUUACUGCUGAUAUUCAGGAUAAAGAUUCCAUAGUAAACAUGGCAAAGAAAGCCAAAUUAGUAAUUAACUGUUGUGGUCCUUAUCGCUUUUUUGGAGAACCUGUGGUAAAGGCUUGUAUUGAGGCUGGUGCCCACCACGUUGACGUGAGUGGUGAACCAGAAUAUAUGGAAAAGGUUCAACUCGAACAUCACGAAGCGGCUGUCGAAAAAGGCGUUUAUGCUAUCAGUGCCUGUGGUUUAGACAGUAUUCCAUCUGAUCUGGGUGUUGCAUUUGUGCAACAAAACUUUGAAGGAACCUUAAAUUCCGUUGAAACGUAUCUCAGAGGUUGGACAGAGGGUGAUGUUAAAGGGCCAUUGAUCAAUUAUGGGACUUGGGACAGUGCAGUACAUGGCUUGGAAAAUCAACAUAAAUUAAAGACUGUUAGGUCAAAACUUUUUGAAAAACUAAAAAAGGUACCAUCCUUUUCCCCAAAACUGAAAGUAAAGCUCUACCCUCAUAAAUCAGAGCAUGCCAAUGGUUGGGUCCUGCCAUUUUUAGGCUCAGAUCAAUCUGUUAUUCGAAGAUCACAGAAUUAUUUCUAUCACUAUGAAAAUCAACGUCCUGUUCAGGUCGGAACUUACUUUACUGUGUCAUCUACCCUAGCCUUAAUUGGUAUCCUUUUCUAUGCAGUUAUAUUUGCGAUUCUAUCUCGCUUUAGUUUUGGUCGCAAGUUGCUUCUCAAUUAUCCAGAACUAUUCAGUGGGGGAUUUUUUAGUAAAGAACAACCAAAAGAGGAAACAAUUCAAAAUACAUGGUUCAGCAUUGAUUUUUAUGGAGAAGGAUGGAAAGAAAAAUUGGCAAAUAAAGAUGAUCAGUAUGUAACUCCAGUUGAUCGUCAGAUAGUAGGUCAAGUAAAAGGCCAAAAUCCAGGAUAUGGAUCAACUUGUCUUCUCUUAACUUUGGCCGGUAUUAUUAUUUUGACUGAAAAAGAGAAAUUACCAAAUAAUGGCAGGGGAGGAAUUUAUCCACCUGGUGCAACCUUUGCCAAAACUUCCCUAGUUAAGCAACUAAACGAGAAUGGAUUGACCUUUAAAAUAGUGUCGCAAAAUGACAUCUAAAUUACCAGUCAUUAUUAUUAGUUGUUUUGCAUUUAUUUAUGUUAGUUUAUAUUUAAUAUAUGUAUGUGUUUCUAACAUUGUUACAUUUGGCAGAUGUGCUUUAUUAAUGUUUAGAUAUUUAACUUUUGUAUUAAUAAACAAUUAUUUUCCCUA